AUGCGGAAGAGCGUACUAGAAGAUUUUGUGUACAUGUCUGAGGCACAUGUACACGUGGAUGAAGUUAACCGACAGAUUAAAAGAGAUUGUCAGUCAAGAACCUUGCUCGCUGGUGAAAACAGCUUUUCAUUGUGUCCAACAUACCAGGAACUUGACAGGGAUGAAAGGCGAACGCCAAUUGACAUACUUCAAACCAGGUGUUACUGCGAUCGCUGUGCCAUGCGCCGUAGGAGGCGUUAUCAGUAUAAAUGUACACCCGUCUUCCGGUACAUACCUGUCCUAAUGAAGGUAGGCUGCACAAAUAGCAUAUAUGAUUACAUGGUAGCUGAGCAGAAGGUUUCGGUUGCAUGUGUUUGUUCGGAGAAACUUAAAUCGAAGUUUAAUCGAAGAACUGAAAUAUCUACUAAACAAAGAAUCGAACAUGAUGUGACUAGAAAUUCUAACACAGAAAAUAAAGCUACGCAUUACAAAAGGAUUAGACAACCACGGCCUGUACAGAUUGACUCUGACGUGGAGGCGACGCCUCAUGCGUUUGAAUCAACAGAUACCAUCGACUUUGCUCAAAACGGAACCAAUGACGGCGAAGUGCAAAGGCAUCAUACAGAAGGAAGUCUGCUGGAAACAGAGAAAAUGGCGCGUACUUUUGUGUCAACAGACGACAAUAUUGAUUCGUCUGAAGAAAUACAGACGGAAAUACAUGUUCCCGAAACUGAGAAAAUGCCAGUUGACUUUGAGUCAAUGGAGGGUAUAGCUGAAUCCGUUGAAACAGUUUCAACAAGGACAAACCAUCAUGGAUUGACGUCACAUCCGACAGAGAGAAAAUCUCAAGAUUUCAAAUCUACAAAUGCAGAGCCCCAGAACGUUUUUCCUCCUGUUGAUCCGGAAAUGUCAUCUGUCUAUGACGAUAUACAAGGAUAUGAUACGAGUAUUGAGCGAAUGCCGAAAUAA
Messenger RNA from Ylistrum balloti, 948 nucleotides. RefSeq lists its product as uncharacterized. The record is from RefSeq and is a predicted model, not a curated record. Gene Ontology annotation, molecular function: cytokine activity. The transcript has 2 exons. The coding region runs from base 1 to 948 and encodes 315 amino acids. NCBI's taxonomy places the organism in Eukaryota, Metazoa, Mollusca, Bivalvia, Pectinida, Pectinidae. Gene Ontology annotation, cellular component: extracellular region.